AGACAUAUGUAAAACCCCAACUCUCCACUUGAGACGCACAGACACAGUACAACUCUGCCAUUUCUCGCGCCAGAAAUGGCGGGUCCUUUCCUCCGCUCUUUCUUCUCCACCACCACUGGAAAGUCCCUCUACUCUCCACGCGCUUCUCCUUUCCUCCCAGGCGCUUCUUCAUUCCUCCCCCGUGCAUUUUCAGCUGCCACAGCUACCGCUACAGCAGCCGACUCCAAUGCCUCUUUGGAUCCCGGCAGGCUGCGCAACGUCGCUGUGAUAGCGCACGUCGACCAUGGGAAGACUACGCUGAUGGAUCGGCUGCUUCGGCAGUGCGGCGCUGACAUCCCGCACGAGCGCGCCAUGGACUCCAUAAGCCUCGAGCGUGAGCGCGGGAUCACCAUUGCCUCUAAGGUCACAUCUGUUUCAUGGAGGGAAAAUGAGCUGAACAUGGUUGAUACACCUGGACAUGCUGACUUUGGUGGUGAGGUUGAGCGAGUGGUUGGCAUGGUUGAAGGAGCGAUUUUAGUUGUAGAUGCUGGUGAAGGUCCACUUGCACAGACAAAAUUUGUUCUUGCCAAAGCCUUGAAGUAUGGACUCCGACCUAUUCUUCUCUUGAAUAAAGUAGAUCGACCUGCUGUUUCGGAGGAAAGAUGUAAUGAAGUUGAGACCCUAGUCUUUGAUCUUUUUGCUAAUCUUGGUGCCACAGAGGAGCAACUAGACUUUCCUGUUCUUUAUGCAUCUGCUAAAGAAGGAUGGGCAUCUUCCACCUUCACCAAAGAUCCGCCUACUGAGCAGAGGAAUAUGUCACAGUUGCUUGAUACAAUAAUAAAACAUGUUCCUUCACCAAAAGCAAGCCUUGAUGCACCUUUCCAAAUGCUGGUGUCCAUGAUGGAGAAAGACUUUUAUCUUGGACGAAUAUUGACUGGGCGCAUUUCAUCAGGAACAAUCCGUGUUGGAGAUAGAAUACAUGGACUGAGAAGCACAGAAAAUGGGGUUCUAAAGAUUGAAGAAGGAAAGGUUGUAAAGCUAAUGAAAAAGAAGGGUACAAACAUUGCUCUAAUUGAUAGUGCUGGGGCUGGUGAUAUAAUAUCCAUGGCUGGGAUGGCUAGUCCAUCAAUAGGCCAUACAGUGGCAAAUACAGAGGUUAUGACUGCAUUGCCCACAGUUGAGUUGGACCCCCCAACUAUUUCCAUGACUUUCAGUGUCAAUGACUCUCCAUUGGCAGGUCGUGAUGGUGUACAUUUGACGGGAGGAAAGAUUGGUGAUCGGUUAAUGUCAGAAGCUGAAACGAAUCUGGCCAUAAAUGUUCUUCCAGGUUUGUCAGAAUCAUAUGAGGUUCAAGGGAGGGGAGAACUUCAGCUAGGUAUCUUGAUUGAGAACAUGCGACGUGAGGGAUUUGAACUUUCAGUCUCUCCACCUAAAGUCAUGUAUAAAACUGAAAAUGAUCAGAAGCUUGAACCAAUUGAAGAAGUGACUAUUGAGGUUAAUGAUGAGCAUGUGGGGUUAAUUAUGGAAGCCCUGUCUCAUAGGCGAGCUGAGGUUGCUGACAUGGGUCCUGUCCCUGGAAAUGUUGGCAGGACAAGAUUGUCUUUGACUUGCCCAUCAAGGGGCCUAGUUGGUUACAGAAGUGUAUUCAGCAGUGAUACACGUGGAACUGGAUUCAUGCAUCGGGCUUUCCUUUCCUAUGAAAAAUAUCGAGGCCCCCUUGGGAAUGUCAGGAAAGGAGUGUUGGUAUCAAUGGGCUAUGGUACAAUUACAGCUCAUGCACUAACGAGUUUAGAAGCCCGUGGAACUCUCUUUGUGACUCCUGGGAUGGAGACGUAUGAUGGUAUGAUUGUUGGUGAACAUUCACGUGAUUCUGAUCUUGAUGUCAACCCAGUCAGGACAAAGGAACUCACCAAUAUCCGUGCACCUGGAAAGGAUGAAAACGUGAAACUAUCUCCACCUCGCCUGAUGACGCUUGAAGAAGCCAUUGGAUACGUCGCCUCUGAUGAGCUUAUAGAGGUUACACCGAAGGCCAUUCGAUUGAGGAAGAGAUAUUUGGAUGUUAACAAGCGUAAAAGCAUGAGCAAAAGGCCAAAAGAGUAAUUUUGCCAGAAGGAGGAGGAUACCAUUUUUGUCACCGAAAAUUGUUGUACUACUCGCAGAAUUUGACGUUGUAAUGGUUAUCAUUACAUAAAGGUUAUUGUUUUAGAUCGAUAGGUUGAAUUUUAUUCUAUUUAAAAAAAAAAAUGAUAAAGGGCAAUGGAAGUUGAUAUUGCCUCAAAUAGGUAAAGAAGAAAACAAUAAUUGUAUUUGUGAUACUGUUUCCAUGAAGAGUUAAAAGGUAAAAAGUAUGUGAGAAUAUGUAUGUCAGUCUCGUCCAAAAAAAUCUCAAAACAAUGU
Molecule: messenger RNA, 2376 nt
Organism: Rubroshorea leprosula
Lineage: Eukaryota; Viridiplantae; Streptophyta; Magnoliopsida; Malvales; Dipterocarpaceae
Source: the annotation of a GenBank genome assembly